Molecule: messenger RNA, 636 nt
Organism: Penicillium riverlandense
Lineage: Eukaryota; Fungi; Ascomycota; Eurotiomycetes; Eurotiales; Aspergillaceae
Product: putative DRAP deaminase
Exons: 2
Coding region: 1-636 (211 amino acids)
Molecular function (GO): catalytic activity
Source: RefSeq, a predicted model, not a curated record
AUGCCAUCCCCCCAUGUCCCCUACAUCCGGCAAUGCCUCACCCUAGCCGAACAGUCGCCUCCACGCCCGACGAACUUCCGCGUCGGCGCCAUCCUCAUCUCCCGCAAAGACGACGACCCCUCCAUGUCCGACGACCGGAUCCUAUCAACCGGCUACACAAUGGAACUAGCCGGUAACACACACGCCGAACAAUGCUGUUUCGCCAACUACGCAUCCGUGCACAGCGUCCCCGACGAGGAAGUCGCCUCAGUGCUCCCCGCCGAGCCGGGCCGGACGCUAGUGAUGUACGUGACGAUGGAGCCGUGCGGGAAACGGCUGUCUGGGAAUGCGCCGUGCGUGCAGCGCAUUAUCAACACCCGCACGGGGGGUCGGCCGGGAAUUCAGAAGGAGCCUGGCACGUUUGUGGGUCAGUCGGAGGGGUGUCAACUGUUGACGGAGGCUGGGAUCGAGUGGGAGCAUAUCUCCGGUUUGGAGAAGCAGAUCUUGACGGUUGCGGUGGCGGGACAUGAGAAUCCGGAGGAGGAGAUUAGGGCUGCGUUGGGGGAUCCGGAUGCUAGUGAGGGGACGAAGAGCAAAGAGGACCAGCCAAGGAAUCCGAAGAAGAGGAUGAUGGAGGGGGAGACGAUGAUUUAUUAG